AUGGACGAAACCCCAAGAUCGCUUGAAGGUCCGACUGAGCAGGAAAUCGCCGUGGAUUUUCCAGACGGCGGAUGGCGAGCAUGGAGCGUGGUGCUGGGGUCGUGGUGCGCAAUGGUUCCCUCGUUCGGUCUUUUGAAUACAAUGGGUGUCCUAGAAGCUUGGCUGGCAAAUGACCAGUUGAAGGAAUACUCCAAAGCUUCCAUCGGUUGGAUAUUUGGUCUGUAUUCCUUCUUCCUUUACUUUGGAAGCGUGCAAGUUGGGCCGGUUUUUGAUGCGUACGGCCUCAGACCCUUGCUUAUUCCAGGAUGUAUCGGACUUGUCGGUUCUCUCAUGGCUUUUAGUGUAGCCAGAGAAUAUUAUCAGUUCAUGCUCGGUUUCAGCGUCCUCGGUGGAAUUUCCUCAUCUAUGGUCUUUACCCCCAGUGUUGCCUGCAUCGCGCAUUGGUUCCAUCGACGCCGUGCCUUGGCGACAGGAAUCGCAGCCACUGCGGGUGGUUUCGGUGGUAUUAUUUUUCCUAUCAUGAUAUGGAACCUCACCGAAGUUGUCGGUUUUGCAUGGGCCAUAAGAAUAACUGGUUUCAUAUGCACCUUGUUUUGCAUUCUAUGCAUCCUACUCCUGAAGACCAGGUUGCCACCUAAAAAGCUAGGCGGAGGCAAGAUUGACAUUAGAGCCCUGCGCGAAACCCCGUUCUCCCUCCUCACAGUCGCCAUUUUCCUAAUCGACUUCGCCCUAUUAAUUCCCCUGACCUACCUGACUUCUUAUGCUGAAUCACACGGUAUGGAAGAGAGCUUGGCAUACCAAUUAGUAUCAAUUCUCAACGCCGCUUCGAUCCUCGGACGCGUUGUCCCGGGUUACUUUGCAGACCGCUACGGUCGGUUCAAUGUCAUGAUCGUCACAACGCUUGUGUGUACUGUCUUCACACUCGCACUGUGGUUACCGGCCGGGUCCAAUACCGCAGCAGUCAUGGCAUACGCUGUACUCUUUGGGUUCUGGAGCGGUUCCGCUAUAAGUCUUGCCCCCGUUUGUGUUGCGCAGAUCUCGUCCACGGAGGAUUUUGGAAAGCGAUACGGAACGACGUAUUCGUUGGUUAGUGUUGGUGCUCUGUUUGCUAUACCUGUGGCAGGGGAGAUAAUGAAAGCUCAGAGUUCAGGCGGAGAGAAAGAGGAUUAUUCGGGGCUUAUACUCUUUUGCGGUUUGGUGUAUGCUUGUGCUUGUUUGUUUUUUGCAUUGGCGAGGGGGGUUAGUACAGGGUGGAGGCUGAAGACUAUGUUUUAG
Aspergillus bombycis is the source of this 1275-nucleotide messenger RNA. RefSeq names its product MCT family MFS transporter. The transcript is spliced from 3 exons. The coding region runs from base 1 to 1275 and encodes 424 amino acids. Gene Ontology annotation, cellular component: fungal-type vacuole membrane. Gene Ontology annotation, molecular function: transmembrane transporter activity. NCBI's taxonomy places the organism in Eukaryota, Fungi, Ascomycota, Eurotiomycetes, Eurotiales, Aspergillaceae. The record is from RefSeq and is a predicted model, not a curated record. Gene Ontology annotation, biological process: transmembrane transport.